Molecule: messenger RNA, 2814 nt
Organism: Anthostomella pinea
Lineage: Eukaryota; Fungi; Ascomycota; Sordariomycetes; Xylariales; Xylariaceae
Source: the annotation of a GenBank genome assembly
AUGGCGCCUCCUUCGCAGCAGUCAGCAGUGAUACCCGUUAUUCCACUAGCCAAGAGUACCGUGCUCUUCCCCGGCUCCGUCCUCCGAAUACCCGUUUCCUCGAGCCGAUCCGACAUUCCUGCCCUGAUCUCAAACGUCUACACGCGCGCAUCCGAAGGCUCGAGGCGAGUCGACCAGAUCCCCGUCGUCUGCGUACCCCUGAGCUCGCCGCUUCUAAGCAGAAAAGGCCAGCUUCUGUUGGAGGACGACCCCGACAAGUACAAGGAGCUGCUAGAGGCGAGCAGUAAGAACAUCAGGAAGGAUCGCUUAUACAACUACGGAGUGACGGCCAAGAUAACCGGCAUUCAAGGGCAAAAUGGGGCCGAGUUCAAUCUGCUCGUGCAGGGAAUAUCGCGCGUCUCCAUCGAGAGGGUCACUCAGGAGCAACCCUUCCUCGAAGCCAAGGUCAUACCCUACACCGAUGUGGUCGGAAUCCGCGAACUGCAGAGCUCCGAGUAUCAAGAGCUCUUCGGCACCAUGAAGCGGCUUGCUCGAGAGCUCGUCUCAUAUCUUCGCGUGUCGGCAUUUCUGCUGGCCAGCGGUACAGCCGGCCUGAACCCUCUACUCUCUAGGCGCCUUGAGCAGUUCAUUGCCAAAAAGCAGGCGAACGAGGGUGGUAUGCUGGCCGAUUUCAUGAUGAACGUCGUCGAAGCAUCCUACGAAGAGAAGCUCCGGGUGCUGGCUGCGGUGGACGUCAUGGACCGGAUGCAGAAGGUCAUUGACUUGCUGGAACGCCAGGUGGAUGAGAUCAAGGGCAAUAUCAAAGUAACUACCGUUCACAGCACGUCGAUACCUAUUCACAUCGACCCCGAAGACAUGGAAAAGAUGAGCAAGCGAAAUGUCAAGAAAAUGCAGAUCCCAGGGGCCCCAGCUGGCUUCAGCAUCAGUAAUAUGUUUGGGAGCGGUCAAGGUGGUCAGGGAGACCAGCAAGAAUCGGAUGAGUUGCAGGAGCUGGAGAAGAAGAUUGAGGCUGCGAAGCUGCCUUCUGACGCUGCCAAGGUCGCCGAACGUGAACUCAAGCGGCUGAAGCAGAUGAUGCCUGCUCAGGCUGAGUACCAAGUUGUGAGGACUUACCUCGAGACUCUGGCAGAGAUUCCGUGGUCUGUGGUCACUGAUGACCCUAUUGGCGCCGGGACUCUGGAAAAGGCAAGGAAACAGCUUGAUGACGACCAUUACGGAAUAGAGAAAGUCAAGAAGCGGCUGCUCUCCUACUUGACUAUCGUCAGGCUGAUGCAGACGGCGAAUCAGGCUGUAGAUGUGCAGGUUAAGCAGGCUGAGCAAGAAACAGCUGAUUUGGAGUCAAGUAAGAGCACCGCCAAGGAUGACUCGCUCCUUGAUGCCGACCUGGAGGAGAAGAUCAAGGCAAGCGGCCUCAAAGUUCAGAUGCUAAGAGGCAAGCGAAGAGGCGAGAAGGCACCCAUUCUGUUACUCGUUGGGCCACCCGGUGUAGGCAAAACCAGCAUAGCCCGGUCCAUCGCCUCAGCUCUGGGUCGGAAGUUCCACCGAAUAUCUCUUGGGGGCAUCAGAGACGAAGCCGAAAUCCGAGGACACCGGAGAACGUACGUUGCUGCGAUGCCUGGUACGAUCGUGCAGGGUCUGAAGAAAGUGGGAGUAGCAAAUCCGGUUUUCUUGUUGGACGAGAUCGACAAGCUGGGCAUGUCGAAUCAUAAUGGUGAUCCAUCGGCAGCGAUGCUCGAGGUCUUGGACCCCGAACAGAACCAUGCUUUCACCGACCAUUACGUAAAUACCCCAAUCGAUCUGAGCAAGGUACUCUUCAUCGCCACUGCAAACAGCCUGGAUACCAUUCCUGGGCCUCUACUGGACCGCAUGGAGACUCUCGAAUUCUCCGGCUAUACGACGCUUGAGAAGCGACAUAUCGCCCUACAGCACCUUGUACCCAAACAGAUUCGGGUGAAUGGUUUGACAGAGGAUCAGAUCCAGUUCAACGAAGAAGUGGUGUCCAAGAUCAUCGAGUCGUACACUCGUGAGUCAGGGGUUCGCAAUUUGGAGCGAGAGAUUGGGUCCGUCUGUCGUGCAAAAGCCGUCGAGUUUGUAGAGGCGAACGAUCGUGGCAAACCUGAGACAUACCGCACAAAUUUGACAGUUGAGGACCUCGAGUCGAUUCUAGGCAUCGAGAAAUUCGAGGACGAGAUUGCAGAGAAAAACAACCAACCAGGGAUUGUAACGGGCCUGGUCGCCUAUAGCUCAGGUGGCAACGGCGGUAUCCUGUUUAUUGAGGUUCUCGAUAUGCCGGGCGACGGAAGCGUUGAACUCACGGGAAACCUUGGCGACGUCCUCAAGGAAAGCGUCAAGGUGGCCAGGAGCUGGGUGCGGAACCACGCCUAUGAGCUAGGUCUGACUUCGGAGCCGACGGAGAAUAUCAUGAAGAACCGUAGCCUACACGUCCAUUGCCCGUCCGGAGCUAUCCCUAAGGACGGCCCGUCGAGUGGUAUGGCUCAGGCCAUUGCCCUUAUUUCGCUCCUCUCGGGACGAUCUGUCUCACCGACAAUGGCUAUGACAGGAGAAUUCCAGCUCUCUGGCCACGUAAAGAGGGUUGGCGGGAUCAAAGAGAAACUGAUAGGGGCAUACCGUGCAGGUGUCAAGACAGUACUUCUGCCGGCGCAAAACGAGAAGGAUGCCAGAGAAGUGCCCGCUGAAGUGAGCAACGGUCUGAACAUCAUAUACGUCAGCCACAUCUGGGAAGCCAUGCGCCAUGUCUGGCCUGAAGCGCAGUGGCCAGUUGAGACGAGUUUCCCACUUCAGUCUCGCUUAUAG